Messenger RNA from Lineus longissimus, 4217 nucleotides. RefSeq lists its product as uncharacterized. The coding region runs from base 118 to 3309 and encodes 1063 amino acids. The transcript is spliced from 5 exons. Gene Ontology annotation, cellular component: chromosome; nucleus. The record is from RefSeq and is a predicted model, not a curated record. Gene Ontology annotation, molecular function: chromatin insulator sequence binding; RNA polymerase II transcription regulatory region sequence-specific DNA binding; DNA-binding transcription factor activity, RNA polymerase II-specific. Gene Ontology annotation, biological process: regulation of transcription by RNA polymerase II. NCBI's taxonomy places the organism in Eukaryota, Metazoa, Nemertea, Pilidiophora, Heteronemertea, Lineidae.
AAUGAACCAAAAUCCGGCACUUUUUCUUUGUUGAUAAUUUUCCUCCCAAAAACUGCUAAAAUGCUGCGAAAUCAUUGAUAAAUACAAAAAAUAAAGUGGUAUUCUGGCGGCCUGGCGAUGCCGCGAAAAUGCCUUCUGAAGGCGGAGAAGAGAGUGAGGGUCACGGACGAAACCUUCUCAAAAUGGCGGCUGCAACGAGACAGUCUCGGCUUCCAGUAUGACGAUGAAUACGCGCAGUAUCUGCUGCGAGUUGGGGAAUCCCUCCAAAAAAUGAACAUGUUGGACCAGAAGGAAGGAGGGCCCACAUCUGCUGAUGUUGAUGUUGAGUCAAGCAGGACUGAAGUUGAACCUCAGGAUUUAAACAGCCCCACAGAGUUGGACACCGAUAUGGCACAAUCUGGCGACGAAGAAAAAAGUGAUAAUGACAAUCCUGGUGCUCCUGGAGUAACCCAAACCAGCAUUAAAGCAUUUAAACAGACAUUAGCGCCACCUAAAGAGGCAAAGAACAAUGACAGUGAUUAUUCAGCGCGUAAACUUGAUCUUGGGUGGUGCACCGCAGAGUAUGACCGCCAGCAGGUUCUCAGUGGGAUCAUGGAUCAGAAGCGGUUCAUUGCUCAUCUGCUGAACUCUCAUAACCAGUGGUGUUCAACCUGCCGAACAUCAUCGGCGACGCUGACAGCUUCUAAUCUGGCACAAGACAAGUCCGAAUUCACAGCUUCAAUCCCUGAGCUUAACAUACCCACUUCCUGGGAAUCGAAAAAGUGGUUCGAGGACCUAAACGCCCAUUCCAACAUGUCGAUUACUUCCUUCUUGCUCCACCUGCUGCUUAUCUACAGUCACUGGCACAGUAUACCUUUACCAGGUGGCGUGAAUUUGCCCCGAGAAGUCACCAUGUUUGCCAGAACCGCUGAUGAGGAAGAAAAUGUAAUCGCGCCAUAUCCAACGCCAGAACUGUUGAAACGUGUUGCCCAAGAUAUUUUAAACCGUCGGUGUGUAGAAUCAAGUGAUGAGGGCUCUGAGCCUUUAGGAUGUGGGCUCUCGGUGUCAAGUGAGACGGGGGAUGUCCAGGAUUUCAUUGAAGGUACAAGCCAGCUUCCUGACGAUACAUGUCAAAUUGCGGAUGAGUCUGACGUACGUCUGAAUUCGGAAAUACUUGUUGAUUUUGUCGACAACGUGAAUCAGUUGGAUGUUGCUAAUGUAUCUCAAGAUCAGGGUGUGUUUGUGAAAUUAGAAGAACCUGAUGAUUAUCAGCAUGAAUGGUGGGGGGAUCCUGGCACAAAUAAGAUCAAACAAUGUGAGUUUGGCAGCAGAAUUCAUGCAACUUUGUCCCAAGUUCGUAGGAUCAGGUCUCUAGGAACGCCGGCAUCUGGAGAUAGUCUUGAGGUUUCUGACAGAUCUUUCCCUGAUGAUGUCCAUAUGGUGACUGAUGACAAUCCUGAUUCAAAUGGCGAUUCGGACCCAGAAACCUGGGUGGUCAGUCAGAACUCAAGUGAUGAGACCCUGUUAGGUAGACUCCACACUGGAGGUAAGGAAAUUACAACAACAUUAGGAGCGUCUGGCAACAACAAUGCGAAAGUCCUGGUGGCAUGUACCACUUGCUUUAAGUUGUUUCCUUCGAAUCGUGCAUUGGCGGAGCACAGGCGAGUAUUGAAGUGCCAGUACUGCGACUUCGACGUGACUCCAGCGAUGGUGACAGGGAGUUACGGUUGCGUUGAUGUCAUCAAGACUCACCGGAGGGUAUGUCAUCCCGAGCGGUACGGAUUUAGCAAUAUUCAAUGUCGAUUCUGUGAUUUCAGCUUGGAUCCGGAAAUGGCAAGCAAUGUUGAUCGGUGUCGUGUCGCCAUGACGGCUCAUGUAUUAGAAAGUCACCCAGAAAAUGCUCCGUCUAAGCCUAAGAUCGCUGUCCACAAAUGUGAAUAUUGUGAUUUUGCUUUGGGCGCAGAACUAAAGAGAACUCCAAAACAGUAUCGUUCUCAGUUAGCGACUCAUAAAAAAGAAAACCAUCCGGAGAUGUUUGAGGAUGCUUCAAAACUCAUUCUUGAGUCUGUCUGUGAGCCUACCGAGACAGAAAUGGACCGAACUAUCAUGGAGCAUCUUGAAAGAGAUAUGGAGCUCUCGGAGAAUGAGAUGGAAUCUGCUGAACCUGCCCAAGAUUUGAAGCCUUCGAGCACUGGUUACUACAAGUGUGGACAUUGUGAGUUUACCUUGAAUCCUAAAAUCAAGAGGCAGCCGCGGGUGAAGCGUGCACAGUUGGCGUCACAUCAACGAGAAAAGCACCCAGAAUUAUUUAAAAACAUGCCUAAACCGACUCUAUACACAUUAUGUAAGCGGACAAGGUGUGAAUACUGUGACUUUGCCUUAGAGCCCGACGCAGACCGAACUCCCAGACAGACUCGUGAUCGUUUAGUGUACCAUAAGAGAGAAAAGCAUCCAGAGGUUUUUCCGAACCUGCCGCCACCUUCUCUGCCAAAGAAGAGAAAGGUAGAUGCCCAGGAGAAAAGACGUUGUCCGCAACCAAAAGCGAAAAAGAUACAAGUUGAUCCUGAAGAGAAACAAAUUUGUCCGAUUUGUGAGAAAAGUAUCAGGAGUGUGCGAUUGAGGGAUCAUAUUGCUCAUCACAAACGCAGAGCGGUGUGUCCGUAUUGCGAUUUCACAGUGGAUGAGGAAACAGCCAAGGAUACUUAUCAAUGCCGCACGAUUAUGUUCAGUCACCGCAAGGAGAACCACCCGGAACAUUUCCAAAGAUAUCUCUGCGAUGUCUGCGGGCGUGGUCUUGCUUCCCGCGAUGGCUUGGCGAUGCACAAGGUUGAUGUGCAUGGCAUUGAAAAUGCAGCUGCCAAGCGAAAGUGUCCCCAUUGCGAUGAAAUAUUACCGAGUUUGUCCAAAUUCAAGUGUCACAUGAUCAAUAACCAUUCUGAAAAUCUGCCUUGCACACAUUCUGGGUGCGUUAAGACAUUUCCUAAUGCUCUCAGUCUCAAGCGACACAUGAUUGACGUCCAUGCGAAAACCUACGACAUCGCUUGCACCUUUGAAGGAUGCACCGUGAAGUUUUCCCGCAAGGCCCACAUGGAACGACACGUCAAACAAAUCCACCUGAAGAAUCAAAGCUUUCCUUGUGACUUCCCCGAUUGUGGAAAGCGUUUUAAAACUGCGUACAACCUGCGGGUGCACAAACGUAUUCAUUCACAAGAGAAGCCCCUGAAGUGUCCUCAUUGUGAUUAUCGAGCCAACCAGCGUAACUCUAUGAACUGGCAUCUCAAGAAACAUGCCAAGGGGAAGGGAAAGCCAGAUACUGUUUAUGUGAACUGACACUGUGGUCAGUUCAUCAGUUUGGUUGUAAUAUUUAUGGGCAGUCAGCUUGCCAAAGCUCUGUUCCUCCAGUAAAGAUGGCCUACUCUACACCUGACAACUUGGGUAGAUUGUGUGAAGAUGCAAUAAACAAAUAUAUAUUAUAUCCAAAAUGAUAUGACAUUUGUGUUGGACAUUACAAACAUUAUAAACUAUAAUCAGUUUUUUAUGUUAUACAAUAUUUCCUUUUCUUUAAACUCAGUGUCUUCCCUUACUUACAGUUUGAACGUGUUGAACCUACAGGAAUUUAUCACUUGUAAUGUACAUGAGUGUAUUGUGCUAAGAUUGUUCAAAACUGUCAAGUAAGACACUACGUAUUAUGUACGUAGUUUGUAAUUUACUCAUAUGAAACCAAUGAAUACAGAUCUUGUGGCUGAAAAAUUUGACUCCAUAAAAAGAUAACCAUUAUAGCCAUUUUGAGAAAAAUGUGAUUGAAGUUUGAGUAAAAGUAUAGAUUCGAAACAAAUGGAAGUUAUCACGAAACAUUUGCUUUGGCUUUCAGAUCCCUUAUGCAGCGUUCAAUGACAAUGCAAACCAUGUAUAACCAGUGAAUUGAUCAUGAAGAAUAUGUCUCCUUAGCUUUCAGAUUCAUACAUGCACCUAUCUUGAAUCACUAUACCACUUAUGACUAAAGCAUUGAACUAUAAAAACCACAUGGUAUAAAACGUCCAGGGUCAUGUGGUGAGUCAUCUAUUUCCAGUGGAGAGAAACUAGCCCCAGAGGUGGCGGCUAUCACCAUAUUGGCCAGAAUGGCGCGGGAUACCAGGACAAGCAGCAGAUGGACAAUCAGACGCCAUGACAACCAAAAAUGUCAAACCACUUGACGCCUAGAAAGAUUGAUGAUUAAGCCUUGAAAUUGAAUGGCUUGU